AUGGAACAUCAAGAAUCAACAACUGCUACUGCAUUCAUUGAUGUAAAACAGGAUGAGCCAGCAUCUGCUUUUCCCACGAAUGCAACAGAAAAUCGACGUAUGAACAUGCAAAAUGCCCUCCUGAUUUGGUUGGACAACAGCAUUGACAGUAAUAAUGCUGAUUGUAAUAAUAUAAUCAAACAAUUGAAACGUGUUGUUAACAACGUAAACACAUUUACAGAUGGUGAACAAUAUGUUGAAUUUAUUCAAACCAUUACUAAUAACAAAGUAUGCAUGAUUGUUUCCGAUUCACUUGGACAGCAUAUUGUGCCUAAUGUACAUCAUAUGUCUCAAAUAGAUACCAUUUUUAUUUUUUGUAAUACCCAAGAAUCACAUGAGCAAUGGACCAAAGAAUGGCCUAAAAUAAAAGGAGUCUUCACAGAUAUUACAUCAAUCUGUGAAGCUCUGAAACAAGCUGCUCAGCAAUGUGAGCAAAAUGCCAUCUCAAUCAGUUUUGUAGCUUCAGAAAAGGAAUUCGAUCAAUUAGAUUCAACCUUUAUAUAUACUCAGAUCUUGAAAGAGAUCUUAUUAACCAUCAAGUUUGAAGAUGAACAUUUCAAAGAAUUUAUUGCUUAUUGUCGUGGUAUAUACGAAGAUGAUGAAAAUGAAUUGAAAAAUGUUAAUCAAUUACAAACAACAUACAAAGACAACACACCCAUAUGGUGGUAUACAAGGAAUGCAUUUUUAUAUUCGAUGCUGAAUCAAGCAUUAAGAUCAAUGGAUGUUGAUAUGAUCAUUCGAAUGGGUUUUUUUGUUAAUGAUCUACAUCAUGAUAUUAAACGACUCCAUUCGGAACAAUUUGAUGGUGAACCAUCAGGUAAAACAUUUACCGUUUAUCGUGGACAAGGUCUUUCAAAAGAAGAUUUCAGCAAUAUGACAAAAGCUAAAGGUGGACUUAUUUCAUUUAAUAACUUCUUAUCGACUGGUAAAAAUCGUGAUAUGUCUCUGACACUUGCCCAACAAGCUGCUACAAAUCCUGAUCUUGUUGGAGUUUUAUUUAUUAUGUCCAUUGAUCCUACUGUGGCAACAACUCCAUUUGUUUCUAUUAGUGGUGUUAGUUAUUUUCAUACGGAAGAUGAAGUUCUCUUCUCCAUGCAUAGCAUGUUUUCCAUUGGAGAUAUUAAACCAAUAGAUGAAAACAAUCAUCUCUAUCAAGUGAAUUUAACAUUAAACAAUGACAACGACCAUGAUCUUCUUACUCUUACAGAUCGUAUUCGGCAAGAUACCUUCCCAGGAUCGAAUGGAUGGUACAGAUUAGGUCAAUUGUUAAUUAAAAUGGGUCACUUUACUAAGGCUCAAGAAGUUUAUGAAGAGUUAGUUCGUCAAUCAAAUGAUGAAAGUGACAAGGCAUCUAUUUAUCAUCAACUAGGUGGGAUUAAAAACAAUGAAGGAGAAUAUGAAGAAGCACUUUCUUAUUAUGAAAAAGCACUUGCUAUCUAUCAAGAAACACUUCCUGCUAAUGAUAUUACUUUGGAUAAUAUCUAUAACGACAUCGGUGUGUUGUAUCAUAGCAUGGGUGAUUAUCUAAAAGGACUUUCAUUUGAUGAAAAAGUCCUUGAAAUCAAACAACAAUCACUUCCGUCCAAUCAUCCUGAUUUGGCUACGUCCUAUAACAAUAUGGGUAAUGCAUAUUCAAAAAUGGGUGAUUACCCCAAAUCACUUUCUUAUUAUGAGAAAGCUUUUGAAAUUCGACAACAAUCACUUCCUCCUAAUCAUCCUGAUUUUGGUGCUUCCUAUAGUAACCUUGGUAUGGUGUAUGAAAGCAUGGGUGACUACUCAAAAUCACUUUCUUAUUAUGAAAACGCCCUUGAAAUUCGACUACAAUCACUUCCCCCCCAAUCAUCCUGA
Adineta steineri is the source of this 1887-nucleotide messenger RNA. NCBI's taxonomy places the organism in Eukaryota, Metazoa, Rotifera, Eurotatoria, Adinetida, Adinetidae. The record is from the annotation of a GenBank genome assembly.